AUAUUAUUACGAAUUCAAAUUUCGAAGCAUUUGUUUACGUAGAGUUUAAAUCUAUAAUUUUAUAUUAUUUGCAGUUAUUUUGAUAUUAUACAUAAAUGGAUGAAUUGAGAGGACCUACCAUACAAAUCGUGCUGCAUGUGAAAGAGGGACUUGGGUUUGGUUUUUUACGAUCGCCUUUUAUUGUAAGUGGUUCCUUGAAUGGAUAUAUGCUAGAAACUGAUCCGACUGUGCCCACCCACGCACCAGUCUUUGAUGCGGAGCUAGUUUGGGAAGCUGAUAAAAGAAAAUUUCGAAGUUUACGAGUACAAAAUGUACCAGUUAAAGUGGAGGUGUUCACAACUGGCUCUCAAGGCAGAAAGGAUAAAGUUGGAUAUCUACUGCUCAGUCUGCUUGGAGCUCAACCGUGCCCUGCUAACAAAUUUGUUGAUGUAAAACAUUCAUGGCACAAAUUACUAGGUGUGAAAUCGGAGGGAAAGUGUUGCCAUCCACAACUUUUGAUGAGUCUUACCAUUGAAGAUAGAGUCAGCACACCAACUCCUAGGAAUGAAUUAAGAAUGUUUCACAGCAAUGAAAUUGUGAAUCCAUCCAGUAGGCAAGAAAAAAAUCCACCAGCAUCGAAAUCUAUUUUGUUAAAAGUUGAGGAAUAUAUAGCGGAAAGCAAGAAAAUGGCCUCGUCAUUAGAUUUACAACCAAAGUUGAUUUGCGAGGAAGGUCUUAUUCAGAUUGGUGAUGGGAACCAUUUGUUUGUGUUGAGCCUUGUUAUUGGAUCUGUGGAGAAUUUGGACUUGCUGUUGCCAGACACAUUAAAGGAGACAGCGUUUUCUUAUGUGACAUACACAGUGUUUACACAUAAUAUUAUGACAGACAGAGUGAGUGCAACAUCACUAGGCACUUCUAGUAGAGCCCAGUUCAACCAACGCACAUCACUUCGUUUGCAAACAGAUCUGUCCACUCUGGGCAGGUAUUUUGCAGAAUGCCCACACCUUGUGACUAGAGUGUGUGUGGGUGAAAGGGAUGUUGGUAUCUGCAGCAUGGACCUCCGAAAACUAGUUCCCACGGAUGACAUACAACUUUUCCUAACGAAUUUCUGCAAUAAUGACAAAUCGCUAACAGUUCACGAGCGUUGUUUUAUUCUGCGGUGCGAUGACGUCAUCAGGGAAGGUUCUAGACGCCCGUACAUUGAUGUGGAGCUUAGCUUGAAGUAUCUUGGUGUUAAGAAAAAUGCUCAGAAGCCCCUUCUAACAGCCCGCAGUGCUACUCAACUAAAAGCAGAACAGCAGGUGGUGGUGGAAUCGGAAGACAUAUUGACCCUGGGCCGAGCUGGUAGCUGCACUGAUCUGGGGGGUGUCGGGGGGUACCGGGGGGUGGGAUCUUGUAAUACUGCCAGAUACACUAAUGCCUCUGGUGAAGCGAUGCUACCAACAAAUGAAAUAGCGGAAUUAAUAAAGAAAAUGUGCGAUACAUUCGCGUCAAGCCAAGAGAAAUUACUGGCAACACAUAAAACCACGUCAGAUAUGCAAGUGCAGUGUGAUGAUGUACAGGAAGAGAAAGAGUUGGUAGGAGAUAGUAAGAAAGAAGAGAAUGUGGAAGAUUUAAUUGAACCUGAACCCGUUAAAUUGGAGGCUACAAAAAGUGACACAUGCUUUACGGCCAAUGUAAGAGAUGCCGUAAAUAAAGUAUUAACGGCAGCGGAUCGCGACACAAUCAUGCAGAAGUUUGUGGAAGAGCUCGAGGACUGGAAGGAGAAACAACAGGAACUGUUUAGAAUACAGUUAAAACGCAAAGAAGACUACCAUCUCGAUCUCUUAUCCGCCGAAUGGAUGAAACGUCGCACAGAACUAGAAAGCAAGCUAACCCGCGGGAUAGAGCAGUGUCGGCAGCUCGCGAGCGAUCUCAGCAGGGCCACGGGGGACUUUGCGUUACGGGGACAUAGGAACACGCAGAGGGAGAGGAAGCUAUUAGAAGCAAAGAAAGCUCUAGAAGAACAUUACACAGCGAAAUACAAAGACUUAAGAGAAGCGUCACAAAAGAUGGAAGACGAUAUGAAUCACCAGCUCAAAUUAAAAGACCUCGCUAUAGAAGAAUUGCAGUUGAAGAUUGAGAAAAUGGAGAAAGUCAUUGAUGGACUUAAAAUGGAUCUGAAAAAUGUUGAAAAGGAUGCUGAGAGUAGGUGCUCUGGAUUAACGAAAGAUCAAACCGCUAGUCUAAUUCAGGAGUUGCGAUGUCUAGAAGAGAAGCUAGAAAGCAGCCGGCAAUCGAAAGCAUUCUUCAAAGAGCAAUGGGGUCGAGCCGUGCGUGAAUUACAUCGCGCCAAAUUAACCGCGCGGAAACAGCUCUUACAUACUCUCAGGGAUCAGCGGAGACAACUGGCUGACGGGUUGGAUCCCAUUGAAGAUCAAGAAGAAACGGUAAUGGAUGACAAGAACGAUGUCGACAUAAAUAAACUCAAAGAUGACUUCUACGUGGACAUCUUAGCCAACUCACCGGCGAUUGAGUCGCGCUCGCUUAUAAGUACGUCCGGUCCAGAUGGAAUGGAGAUUUAUGACGAUUUAAUAAAAGCGCCAAUAAAUCCGAUGAAUUCUCGCCUCAAGGACUUGAUGUUACAACGUGAACAACUCGUCGCUAACGAACAAACAGACGAACAAGCUCUGCGAGCGCUUAACACUGAAAUACGCAAUAUAUUGAUAAAUUGUGCUACUUGAUGUUAUAAAUAAAUUUAUAGUUCAAUUAG
This is a messenger RNA of Colias croceus (clouded yellow), 2731 nucleotides long. RefSeq lists its product as uncharacterized. Bases 96 to 2702 code for a protein of 868 amino acids. The transcript is spliced from 20 exons. Gene Ontology annotation, cellular component: centrosome; centriole. NCBI's taxonomy places the organism in Eukaryota, Metazoa, Arthropoda, Insecta, Lepidoptera, Pieridae. Gene Ontology annotation, biological process: positive regulation of centriole elongation; interkinetic nuclear migration; centrosome cycle. The record is from RefSeq and is a predicted model, not a curated record.